Oncorhynchus masou masou (cherry salmon) is the source of this 1559-nucleotide messenger RNA. Its product is annotated as casein kinase I-like. The coding region runs from base 739 to 1221 and encodes 160 amino acids. The record is from RefSeq and is a predicted model, not a curated record. Gene Ontology annotation, biological process: positive regulation of canonical Wnt signaling pathway; peptidyl-serine phosphorylation; signal transduction. Gene Ontology annotation, molecular function: ATP binding; protein serine/threonine kinase activity. Gene Ontology annotation, cellular component: plasma membrane; nucleus; cytoplasm. The transcript has 4 exons. Lineage: Eukaryota; Metazoa; Chordata; Actinopteri; Salmoniformes; Salmonidae.
UGUUACGCUCGUUCGUUACCUGACUGGCGAGGUUGAGCUGACAGAGACAACAGCCACAGGAGAGAGAGGAGGAACAUGGAAUGAAGAAAAUUACAAAAAACACAAUGAGGUUGGAAUUACCGUGUCUUAAACCAACCGGAGAAGGUGUAGAGCUGUUGUGUUAGCCCGUCUGUCCAACCAACCGCUCCACCAGGUGUAUCAGACCGCUGGGAAUGACUGCACCUUCACAACCUCACCAGGAGUGGGCCCUGGAGGACGACGCCCACAUCAAUCACACAGCCAGGAGCUAGGAGCACAUUUCUUCCUUCAGCUAGGAUAGCCUUUCUUACUUUAGCUUGGAGCACCUUCCUUCCUUUAGCUAGGAUAGCCUCUCUUCCUUUAGCUUGGAUAGCCUUUCUUAGUUAGCUAGUGUGAGUCCAGUCCUAGGUUUAGAUGCAGCUUUGAUGCUGGUGGUGAUUUAGAGAGCGAGAGAGAGACCCACAGAAGAGGAUGGCUCAUCAGUUCACCUGAUCUCUACCCUCACUGUUGCUAACUUGAUUAGUAGUUAUCAGCCGUAGGCCUCAUAAAGAGUAUAUUCACACUCACACAUUCAGUACUAGUCCUACACUGUGUGGUGACUUGGCUCCCUCCACCUCUCCAUUCCCCUCCGCCCCCCUGCCGGUCUGGUGGAUGUUUUGGCGGCUCUGAGGACUGCAUGGCAGUGGCGUAAUCGUGGAGAGGCCAGGGUACCACAAACUUAUGGACUUUGACAAGAGAGGAGGAGGAAAGGGGGAGGCAGAGGAAGGGAAGAGGAUGUCAAAGUCUGGAGGGAGCCGGUCGGGGCAUGGCAGUCGCAGCUCAGGGAGCAACUCUGGGGUGCUCAUGGUGGGCCCUAACUUUCGGGUCGGGAAGAAGAUUGGUUGUGGGAACUUUGGAGAGCUACGCCUGGGGAAGAACCUGUACACUAAUGAAUAUGUGGCUAUCAAACUGGAGGCCAUCAAGUCCCGGGCCCCACAGCUCCACCUGGAGUACAGGUUCUAUAAACAACUGGGGAGUUCAGAGGGCGUCCCCCAGGUAUUCUACUUCGGGCCCUGUGGGAAGUAUAAUGCCAUGGUUCUGGAGCUGCUGGGACCCAGUCUGGAAGACCUGUUUGAUCUGUGUGACAGAACCUUCUCCCUCAAGACCGUCCUCAUGAUCGCUAUUCAGCUGGUACAAAUGCACACUCUUUAUUUCACUUUGUAGCGGUAUUUAUUGGAGAGGGGUAAAGAUAAAGAUUGGGUUCGGGCGCCGGGCAGGUAUUAACCAUGCCGAAAGGAAAGGAGUAGAAUAGAGAGAGUACCACUACCAGACCCACACACAUCAGCAGAAGAGACUGCCUAGAGUGUAGCCUGUUUACCAGAUAGCCAGUGUAGAGAAAAGAGAAUACACACCAUAUAAAACCCACGUCACAGCACAGGGGUAACCCCACCCAGCAUACCUCAUCAGCACAGGGGUAACCCCACCCAGAAUACCUCAUCAGCACAGGGGUAACCCCACCCAGCAUACCUCAUCAGCACAAGGGUAACCCCCCCUAGAAUACC